UGCAAAAUGAUGGCCAAGGACAUCGGAUCGGUGGCUGCCGCUGCCCUGCCGACCGCCCUCAUCGACCACGAGUGGUCUGCCGAGGAGGAGCUGCAGCUGUUCCACGCCAUGGAGGGCCUGCGCCCGGUGGGCAUCAACAAGCACUUCUACAUGUCCUGCAUCGCCCAGCGAUUGUCCAAGUCCCUGAACCGCGAGAUGCCCAGCGAGCUGAUCUGGCGCCACCUGGGCACCAUGUACAAGCUGAAGGAGCUGGACGACCUCGAGUCGCUGCCUUUUCCGAAUGAGGAGCGCGAGUUCAGCCUGCCGGAGCAGGAUUACGGAACGCUACAGACCAAAAAGGCCGUGGAGGUGAAUGCCGGCGAGGAGGCUGGCGAGGCACAGCUGGCCUAAGCCCCAGCCACAGAGAGCAAUGGCAAAGCUCCACCUGCUACCAAAGCGCCGGUGCCGGCGAUUCCUGCCAAGGAUUCAGAGAAAAAGGCCGCCUCCAAGCCGCAGGAGCUGCCCAAGCGUCCGGCCAAGCGCACUCGUGGAUCCAUGUCCAAUGAAUCCAUCAGCCCCUCGACCACUCCGCCGCCGGUGCAGAGCAACAAGCGCCGUCGCAUCUAG
Drosophila takahashii is the source of this 606-nucleotide messenger RNA. RefSeq names its product MRG/MORF4L binding protein (gene MrgBP). The record is from RefSeq and is a predicted model, not a curated record. NCBI's taxonomy places the organism in Eukaryota, Metazoa, Arthropoda, Insecta, Diptera, Drosophilidae. Gene Ontology annotation, cellular component: nucleus; NuA4 histone acetyltransferase complex. Gene Ontology annotation, biological process: regulation of transcription by RNA polymerase II.